Molecule: messenger RNA, 5119 nt
Organism: Drosophila innubila
Lineage: Eukaryota; Metazoa; Arthropoda; Insecta; Diptera; Drosophilidae
Gene: robo1
Product: protein sax-3
Exons: 18
Coding region: 647-4831 (1394 amino acids)
Biological process (GO): dendrite self-avoidance; homophilic cell-cell adhesion; axon guidance
Cellular component (GO): plasma membrane; axon
Molecular function (GO): cell-cell adhesion mediator activity
Source: RefSeq, a predicted model, not a curated record
UUCCUAUCAGUGGCAAGAAAGAAAGUGUGAGAAAACAGAGUGAAAGAAUAUAAUAAUAAUAAAAAAAACCCAUCAAAAACUCUUCGUCGCUGCAUUUGGAUUGUAAAUUUUGUUUUUCUUUUUUUGGGGCACGCAGAUAAAAUAAAGAGAGAUAAAUACAGAAAUAAAAUUAAUGGAAAAGUAUAGACACAAGUAAAGUGCAUAUAGAAAUUUAUUAGUGUUCUAUUCUCUUGUGUGUUGUGUUGUGUGUUGUGGGUAGUGUUAUCUCUCUAUCUGCAUAUGUCGUCAUUGUCGCCUUCGAUUUCAAUUUCGAUUUUUGGUGCAGGCAAAUGUAACGGUAACUGGAGCAGCCGAGGAAUUAUUUUCAAUAAGAUAAAAGCCCCCAAAUGAAAAAAAAAUAAAUAAAAAGCAACGUGCACAGCUAAUAGAAAGAACAACAACAAAAACAACGCAGACUGCUUAAAAAAAGCCAAGAAACCGCUAAAGAAAUAAAAAAUAAAAAAUAAAAAGAAAACAUGACUGCCUCGUAUCACAACUGCGCUAUAUAAAUAUACAUACUGUAUAUAUAUCGUAUAUCGUAUACAUAUAUAUCCACCACAUCGACAUCGAUACAUCUGGAGCACUAACUAAAAUCAUCUAUCAUAAAAUGCGCAGACAGCUUCAACUGCUGCUGGCCCUCAUCCUGGCAGCAGCUCAAGCACAAUAUCAAUCGCCUAGGAUCAUCGAGCAUCCCACAGAUCUGGUGGUUAAGAAAAAUGAGCCUGCCACGCUCAAUUGCAAGGUGGAGGGAAAGCCGGAACCCACUGUGGAGUGGUACAAGGAUGGCGAACCUGUCAAUACCAAUGAGAAGAAAUCACAUCGUGUGCUGUUUAAAGAUGGCGCCUUAUUCUUUUAUCGCACCAUGCAGAGCAAGAAGGAGCAGGACGGAGGGGAGUAUUGGUGUGUGGCCAAAAACCACGUGGGCAAAGCCGUCAGUCGGCAUGCCUCACUCCAAAUUGCUGUUUUGCGCGACGAUUUUCGCGUGGAGCCGAAAGACACACGCGUCGCCAAAGGCGAGACGGCGCUGUUGGAGUGUGGGCCGCCCAAAGGCAUUCCAGAGCCGACUAUUAUCUGGACGAAGAACAACGUGCCGUUGGAUGAUCUGAGUUCCAAGCCAUUUGGUGGCGCCACCUCGCGUGUCCGCAUUGUGGAUGGUGGCAAUCUCUUGAUCAGCAAUGUGGAGCCCAUCGAUGAGGGCAACUACAAGUGCAUUGCCCAGAAUCUUUUGGGCUCACGCGAAUCCAGCUAUGCCAAGUUAAUUGUACAGGUCAAACCAUUUUUUAUGAAGGAGCCCAAGGAUUUGACCAUGGUCCAUGGCCAAACGGCCACAUUCCAUUGCUCGGUGGGCGGUGAUCCGCCCCCAAAGGUGCUCUGGAAAAAGGAGGAGGGCAACAUUCCAGUUUCCCGUGCUCGCAUCUUGCAUGACGAGAAGAGUCUCGAGUUGUCCAACAUCACGCCAAAUGAUGAGGGCACCUAUGUGUGUGAGGCGCACAACAAUGUGGGUCAGAUCAGUGCCAGGGCUACUCUAACUGUUCAUGCUCCUCCAAGUUUCUCGAAGAGACCCAGCAACAAAAAAGUGGGACUCAAUGGACAAGUACAGCUGCCUUGUGUGGCAACUGGUAAUCCUCCGCCCUCUGUGUUCUGGACCAAGGAGGGCGUCUCCACGCUCAUGUUUCCCAAUACCUCGCAUGGUCGUCAGCAGAUCUCCGCCGAGGGUACAUUGCAAAUCACCGAUGUGCAGCAGGAUGACGAGGGUUUCUAUGUCUGCUCCGCUUUCAGCGUUGUCGACUCCUCCACGGUGCGAAUCUAUCUGCAAGUCAGCUCUGUAGAUGAGCGUCCACCGCCCAUUAUACAAAUUGGGCCAACGAAUCAAACGCUGCCCAAGGGAUCGGUGGCAACAAUGCCAUGUCGCGCCACCGGAAAUCCCACACCUCGUGUCAAAUGGUUUCACGAUGGUUACGCAGUCCAAAAUGACAAUCGACACAGCAUUGUCCAAGGCAGCUCCCUUCGAGUGGAUGAUCUUCAAUUAAGUGAUUCUGGUUUAUAUACUUGCACUGCAUCCUCGGAACGUGGCGAAUCCAACUGGUCAGCUGCUUUGGCGGUCGAAAAGAGCAGCUCGGCGACACUGCAUCGCAUUGCGGAUCCCAGCACCUAUCCUGCUCCUCCAGGCACUCCCAAAGUCAUCAAUGUCACACGUACCAGCAUCUCACUGCGCUGGGCCAAGAGUCAGGAGAAACCCGGAGCUGUUGGACCUAUUAUAGGCUAUACUGUGGAGUACUUUAGUCCCGAUCUGCAGACUGGUUGGAUUGUGGCUGCUCAUCGAGUGCCCGACACACAAGUAACUAUCUCUGAUUUAACAUCUGCCACAUCGUAUGUAUUUCUGGUUAGAGCUGAGAACUCUCAAGGGGUUUCUGUGCCCUCGGGUCUAUCGAAUGCCAUUAAAACACUGGGGGAAGACUUUGAUGCCAUGCCAUCUAAUGAAUUGUCCGCAGCUCGUACACUGCUGACCGGCAAGGUUGUGGAGCUUAUAGAUGCCUCUGCUGUAAAUGCGAGUGCUGUGCGCUUGGAUUGGAUGCUUCAUGUGAGCGACAGCGAGAAAUUUGUAGAGGGUUUGCAUAUACGUUACAGAGAUGCCACAUCUCAUUCGACGCAGUAUAAGGUAAUCACAGUGCUGGACGCAUCAUCAGAAUCACAUGUGGUUGGCAAUUUGCGAAAAUAUACAAAAUAUGAAUUCUUCUUGACGCCCUUUUAUGAGACGAUCGAGGGACAACCAAGCAACUCCAAGAUGAUCACAACCUACGAGGAUGUUCCCUCUGCACCACCGGAUAACAUACAAAUUGGCAUGUACAAUUUAACUGCUGGUUGGGUGCGUUGGACACCACCACCUGCACAGCACCACAAUGGCAAUCUAUAUGGCUAUAAGAUAGAGGUCAGUGCUGGCAACACCAUGAAGGUGUUGGCCAAUAUGACACUGAAUGCAACCACAACAUCGGUGCUGCUCAACAAUCUGACCACAACAGCAGUUUACAGUGUGCGUCUUAACGCCUUUACCAAGGCUGGCGAUGGACCCUACUCCAAGCCUAAAUCUCUUUAUAUGGAUCCCACAUACCAUGUGCAUCCACCGCGUGCUCAUCCCAGUGGCACACACGAUGGUCGCCAUGAGACGGGCAAUGAUUUCACUUACCAAACCAAUGGCAUGGCCAACACCGAACCCAACAAUGCCAAUCCCACAACGCAUCGCAAGACAACAAACUUUCUGCAUGGCACCUGGUUAAUGGUCUUGGUCAUCAUUGUGCUCGUGGUUGUGGUGGUGUUUACGGCAUCGGCGAUGGUUUACUUUAAGCGACGUCAUCAAAUGACCAAAGAGUUGGGACAUCUAAGCGUUGUCAGCGCCAAUGAGAUUACUGCACUGAACAUCAAUAGCAAGGAGAGUUUGUGGAUUGAUCGAGGAUGGCGCACAACGGACACGGAUAAGGACUCGGGCUUGAGCGAAUCUAAGCUGCUCUCCCAUGUGAAUAGCAGUCAGUCCAACUACAAUAACUCCGAUGGUGGCACCGACUAUGCUGAGGUGGAUACACGCAAUCUCACCACAUUCUACAAUUGUCGCAAGAGUCCUGAUAAUCCCACGCCAUAUGCCACCACCAUGAUCAUUGGCACCUCCUCGAGUGAAACUUGCACCAAGGCCACAUCUCUGAGUGCUGACAAGGAUUCGGGCACUCAUUCCCCCUACUCGGAUGCAUUUACUGCCCAAGGAGCGGCUGCUGUCGCUGCUGCCGCAGCCAACAACAAGUCCAACUAUCUGCAGUAUCCCACGGAAACCAUCAACUGGUCAGAGUUUCUGCCACCACCACCAGAGCAUCCUCCUCCGCUGUCUUCCAAUUAUGGCUAUGCUCAAGGCUCUCCUGAAUCCUCACGCAAGAGCUCCAAGAGCGGCGGCUCCGGCAUCUCUACGAAUCAGAGCAAUCUCAACGCCUCCAUACACAGCAGCUCCUCGGGCGGAUUCUCCGCUUGGGGCGUGUCGCCGCAAUGCGCCGUUGGCUGUCCGCCGGAGAAUCUGUACAGCAAUCCAUUGAGUGGCGUGGGUGGUGCUCAGAAUCGUUAUCAGAUCACGCCCACCAGUCAACAUCCGCCACCAUUGCCGCCGUAUUUUGCUGGCGCUGGAACUGCCGAGAUGUCCGGCCGUAAUAUACAUAUCCAUUAUCCGACGCAACGACAUGCGGUCAGCGAAUAUCAGGCGGGCUUGAAUGCCACACGUUGUGGCAACAACAACAGAGCCUGCAACAGCUGUGAUGCCUUGGCCACGCCCAUGCAGGGACCACCGCCCUUGCCACCGCCAGCGGAGGGUUGGUAUCAACCGGUGGGCUUGCCACAUGGCCAGCAAAUGCCAGCGACCGCCUCCAGUCAUCAGAUCUAUCAAUGCUCCUCCGAGUGCUCGGAUAACUCACGCGCCUCGCACAGUCACAGUCAGAGUCACAGUCACAGUCACGGCAAGCAUCAUCAUCAGCAGCAGCAACUUCACUCUGAUAGCAGCGCCGAUCGCAGCAGCAGCAAACGCUCCGGACAACGUCGACCAGCUGCAAAUCUUGUCCAGAACUCCUGUGCGGAGAGUGAGAAUGAGAACAUGCUCUCUGGCUAUGAGUUGCAUACACGGAAUUACACAAGCGAUUGUUGCAACAGUUCCCGCGAAGGCGACACCUGCUCCUGCAGCGAAGGCUCCUGUCUCUAUGCCGAGGCAGGUGAUCCCAAUCCCAUGGGAACCAACCAACGACAAAUGACUGCUAAGAAUACUUAAAUUCAAUAUAUAUAUACACACAUAUAUAUUUGGAAUGCAACUUGCGUAGUCUUAAUAUAGCAUCUAGUCGUAACUUUUCAUUCAUAUCGAAACUUAGAACAGACACACACACACAAACACACACACACACGAGAUACUCCAUAGCAUUUUAUAUACACAUAUAUAGUAUAUAUAGAAAUCGAAUAUAUAUAUCCACAAGAGUUGCAGUAUCAACUACAGACCGAAUACGUACUCAGAAUACUUAAACAGUAGAUACCAGGGAUCCAGAUAAAGAAAUUAUGAGUUUUA